Messenger RNA from Bemisia tabaci, 967 nucleotides. RefSeq lists its product as uncharacterized. Gene Ontology annotation, biological process: angiotensin-activated signaling pathway. The record is from RefSeq and is a predicted model, not a curated record. Gene Ontology annotation, cellular component: plasma membrane. NCBI's taxonomy places the organism in Eukaryota, Metazoa, Arthropoda, Insecta, Hemiptera, Aleyrodidae.
AAAAUAGCAUCAACAAAAUGGAUUUAGCAGGUUUCCAAAGGCACCUUGAGAAUUUAAGGAUCAUUUUCCUGUUGCACUUCAUAUUGAUUUCAUGGGCUCUUCUCGGAUACUGGACUCCCACUGCUUAUCUCUUCUAUAAUGGAGCCUUUUUGUUUACAUUACUCUGGGGACUACACAACAAAGAAUCGGAAGAACCUAUCAUAAUGGCUCUGUACAUCAAUUGUCUGAGUAUUCUGUUUGAUGUUCCAGUCAUCCUGUUCUUCUUCCCUCUUGUCAGAUUUGGUAGUCAAAUAUUAAGUAUAAUUGCAUCACUUCUCAAUUUACUUCUGCGAUUUUUUACCAUCAUCUCCCUGAGCAAACUCCUGCAGCAACGCAAUGGAACUAUUCCACCAUUUUUAAGCAGUAUUUUAGGAGCUGCAGUAGAUGGCGAAGAACGCUCAUAUGAAGAUAUCGAUCGCACAACAAUCCACCAAAGUGUGCCACAAACUGAAGUUGGUUUGGAUGCAAAACUUUCCUGUAAACAACAACCAAAAAUCCCUCCAAAAACCUCCCAAUGCAAAUCUACUCCUCAGAAACAUUCCAAAGAGACUAGUGAAGACGAAGUUCCAAAUUCUUCCAAAACUCUUUCACACACACCUUCAGAAACCUCCCAUUGUAAAUCGAACCACAGUCAGUGCCUUACCAAAACUUAUGAAGAUGAACUUGUAGAACCUUCAGAAACCUCUUCGAGAACCUCCUCUAAAGCCUCGGUGUGCGAAGUCAUCACUCCUGAUCUAUAUCCUGAGGAGGCCCCUGAAGACAAAAAUGUACAAUCCUCAAAAACCCUCCACUGCAAACGAACUCCCGAUCAUUCUCCUGACAAAACUUGUGAGCGGAAGUGUUGAGUGAGCUUUUUCCUACAGUCAACUCGCAAAUGACCGCCAUAGGUCAACAUUUAGAAGCAAAGAUAAUUUUCAAAAUCCCAAAA